AUGGGUAGUGGACUGUCUAACAAUCAAAUGAAUAACUUUAGGUAUGGUGUUAUUUUAGAAUUAGAAUGCUUUCUCUAUUUUAAGAGAAGUCUUUGGAAAAUGAUAAAGUAAAACCUGACCAAAGUGAAUGUAACAAUAAAUUAGAGGAUACGACAAUGGUUUCACCUAAGAAUAAACUCAAAUUUUAAACCAAUCUUAUUGAAUUGAUUCGUAAUAAACCAAGAAAAGUUGAUGCAACUCCAAUGCGUGAUAGUGGAGUUAUUUCGAAAUCCCCUAGUAUAAAUAAACCAUUUAUUGAAUAUGCUCAUACAAAUCUCAUACAUUUUAUUAGAUCAUCUUAAAAGAUGGAAGUCAAUAUAUAAAUUAUAUAUAGAAAGCUGAACUUUCAAUGGAAAAAUAUCUCAAUAUUAAGGAAUCUUAAAUAUUGGGUUCCCAAAGACUUAAGCCUCGAAAAUCCUUAGCUGUUUAACACACACUCGAUGUUGUUUAGACAUCUCGUUUAGAAAAAAGUAUAAAUGUUGAAGGAAUGGCAUAAAUUAAUUAAUAUACAGUAAUUGAAUCCUUGGGACAGGGAGCAUUUGGAAAAGUUAAAAAGGCUUAGAAUUUUAAAGGAGAAUAAUUUGUAUUGAUAUCUGCUAUAUCAUUAGGCAAUUAAGAUUGCAAACAAAAAAAAACUAAAAAAGAAACUUUUAUCUAAAUCAAAUGCUUAUACAAUGUUGGAAAGAGAAAUUGCUAUUAUGAAAAAAGUAGAAAUUAUUUUAAUAUUCAUCAAAGAUCUCACAUACUAAUGUAGUCCAAUUACAUGAGGUCAUUGAUGAUCCUAAAUAAGAUAAGUUGUACUUAGUUAUGGAAUACAUGGGAAAGGGUAGCAUACUCAGCAAGGGGUUUUUUAAAAAGAAUAAAGAGACAUCUAAUAUUUUGGAUGAAAUUGAAGAUAAAAAUAUAAAUUAAAGAUUGACUGAAGAACAAUGUAGACAUUAUUUUAGUGAUUUCAUUAAAGGAUUAGAUUAUUGUAUUUAAAAUUAAAUUUACUUAAGUACAUGAAUGUGUUAAUGUUAUACAUAGAGACAUCAAACCUGAUAAUUUAUUAGUCAAUAUUUAAGAUUAAUUGAAAAUAGCUGAUUUUGGAGUUUCACAUAUCAUGGAAGACGGAUAAGAUGGAAGAAUCUCCAAUUAAACUGGAACUCAAGCCUAUUUGGCACCAGAAGUAUUUAAAGGUAUUUUUAUAAUAAAAUCUUAAUUCAAGGAUAGAAUUUCGAUGGAAAACCUGUUGAUAUUUGGGCAGGAGGAGUUACUUUAUAUUAGAUGGUUUAUGGUAGAUUACCCUUUCCAAGUUAAAAGUCUAUGGAACUCAGAUAAUAAAUAUUAGAAGACAAGUAAACUACAAUGUUAUAAAAUCAAGUCCUCCCUUCCCUUAACCAAUUGGGUUUCAUUCAUCAAUCCUUAAAUUACUGAAAGGAAUGCUAGAAAAAAAUGUUGAAAAGAGAUAUAAAAUAGAUUAGAUAAUUUUAGACGAUUGGUUAACUGAUUUUGGUAAAUAACCAUUACAAAAUCAAUAUAUUCAAUAUGUUGAUGUUACUGAAAUGGAUAUUAAAUUCGCUUUAACUAGUCUAAAUAUAUAGAUGGCUCUAAAAAUUGUUGUUAAACUAUUGUAUUUAUCAAAAAAAGCCAAAAAAGCAAUUGCUUUGAAAAAAUAAUAAUAGAAGAUUUGA
Messenger RNA from Paramecium octaurelia, 1712 nucleotides. The record is from the annotation of a GenBank genome assembly. Lineage: Eukaryota; Ciliophora; Oligohymenophorea; Peniculida; Parameciidae.